Cannabis sativa is the source of this 1419-nucleotide messenger RNA. RefSeq lists its product as uncharacterized. Bases 1 to 1419 code for a protein of 472 amino acids. The record is from RefSeq and is a predicted model, not a curated record. The transcript is spliced from 5 exons. NCBI's taxonomy places the organism in Eukaryota, Viridiplantae, Streptophyta, Magnoliopsida, Rosales, Cannabaceae.
AUGAGGAAAAGAAGAAUAGAGAAUAGAAUCACUACCUUCAUGAAAGGAGAUACUAUUGUUGAUAAAUUUAAGGAAGCAGUAAAACACUUUGUGAAGCACUUUGAGACGUUCAUGGACAACAAGAGUAAUCCUUCAAUCAGGAUUGACAAUGAUUGUAUUAAGAAGGGGUACUGUCUUAACUUGAAUCAACAAGUCAACUUGAUUAGACCUUUUAACAAAAGUGACAUCAAGAAGGAUAUGAUGAGAAUUCACCCCUCAAAAAGCCCAAGAUUAGAUGGUUUCAGUUCAGGCUUUUACAGAGAUAUGUGGAUCAAGAUUGGAGAUGAAAUUUCUAAUGCUGUUUUGGGUGUCUUCACCAAUGGUAGACUUCCCAAACACUUUAAUGAAACGGUUAUCUCCCUAAUCCCCAAAAUUGCUAACCCGACUUCAGCUAGAGAUUACAGAUUGAUUGCUUGCUGCAACGCAAUUUACAAAUGUAUCUCAAAAUUGAUUUGUUCUAGACUAUCAGAAGUGCUCCCCAACAUUAUUCAGAAUAAUCAAGACCUUCUUAAGGGGUACACAAGGAAGAAUAUUUCAGCAAGAUGCAUCAUGAAGAUUGGCCUUAGUAAGGCUUACGAUACUAUUGAUUGGCAAUUUGUUAAGGAUCUUUUGAGAAUUCAGGGCAACUUCAAGAGGAAAAAAGGUCUUCGUCAAGGUGACCCCAUGUCCCUUUUGCUUUUUGUUGUGAUAAUGGAGUAUCUUACCAGACUCUGUAAUAAGGUUGCUGAGAAGAAGGGGUUUGGUUAUCACCCGAUGUGUCAAGCCCAACUAAUUCACUCGGUUUUGCUUGGAAUUAGGAAUUUUUGGAUGAGCACCUUCAUUAUUCCUUCGAAAGUCGUGGCUGCCAUAGACAAAAGUUGUAGAGACUUCCUUUGGGGAACUAAAGGGAACAAGAGCAAGCUUCACCGUGCUUCUUGGGAAAAAGUUUGCCUCCCUAAGAAUCUUGGUGGAGUUGGAUUCCGUGAAGGGAAAAAAUGGAUCAAGGCCCUAAUCGCGAAAUUUCUUUGGGCUUUGUCUCACAAACAAGAUUGUUUGUGGGUUAAGUGGAUAAACUCCAUCCAUCUGAAAGGAAUGGACAUAUGGAACUUCCCAAAGAAUAGAGAUACUAGUUGGUACUUUAAAAAGGUGCUAAAUCUUUGGGAUAGUACAAAUGAAACCAUGUUGAGGCUUGCUGUGACAGGUACGAAUCUCAGAGCUAAGAAGUUCUACAACCUGCUGUUAGAGAUGCCUAAAGUCUGUGAGGAGGUGAACUCUUGGCUGGGAGUUUAUCAUUGGCCUAGUUUGAUUGCUGAUCUAAAUAGCAGGAGCAUAAUCAAGGUGAAGGACCUCCAAAAUCAGGUUCUUAACAUGGUGACAGCAGCUACUUUAUACGAGCUGUAG